CGGUCUCUACUAGUGAAGUGCGGUAAACGAGCAGCAAGUCGGCCAUUGGUGGAAUAAAGUGGAAGCAGGUGGUUGUAUCGACACUAAAAUCUCGGAUAGUUCUCGUCGUUGGAACGAGGCCGGCGAAAUCGAACUGGCAUUCUGUGGCGCACGGAAACGUCUUGUCACCGGUUGUCCCAAUUGCGGCAGCGGAUUAGUGAGUCUCUCUGGUCGCGGGAUGACAAAGCCUCGUGUGUCGAUCCCUUGUAAUGGCGGAAGCAUGCCCCUUUGGAAGUACCAGGAGCGAACGAGAAGAGCCGACGAUUCCUACUGAUGUCCCGCGGAUCCAUCCCUCGUGGCCCGGCGCGAAUAAUGCCGGAGUGCUAAAGACCACCUACACCGACAAGGGACCCAAACCCGACGGCGGAAAGUUCCUCUGUUUCGAUCACGUCACCUUUUACGUGGGCAAUGCCAAACAAGCGGCCAGCUAUUACACAACCCGAAUGGGUUUCACCGAGUUGGCCUACCAGGGACUGGAAACGGGCAGCCGCAAACUGGCCAAGCACGUGGUCCGCCAGAAUAAGAUCGUUUUUGUGUUCGUGUCCGCCUACGAACCGGACAACACCGAACUGGGUGCGCAUCUAAUUCGACAUGGCGACGGAGUCAAGGACGUAGCCUUUACCGUUGAAGACCUGGACGUGAUCGUCAAGCGAGCAAAACAGCGCGGAGCGGAAGUGGUUCGCGACGUUUGGGAAGAGAGCGACGAGUUCGGAACGGUGCGAUUUGCCACCGUCAAGACAUACGGCGAUACUCAGCACACAUUCGUCGAGAGGAAAAACUAUCGGGGUCUUUUCCUGCCAGGCUACAAGGCUCCGCUGUACGAUGAUGUGCUUGUCAAGCAACUGCCUCCGACCAACCUCGACUUCAUUGACCACGUUGUGGGCAACCAGCCCGACCUUCAAAUGGAAUCGGUGGCCGCAUGGUACGAAAAGGUAUUGAUGUUCCAUCGUUUCUGGUCCGUGGACGACAGCCAGAUCCACACCGAAUACUCCGCUCUGAGAUCGAUCGUGAUGACCAACUACGAGGAAACGGUCAAAAUGCCCAUCAACGAGCCUGCCAAGGGCAAGAAAAAAUCUCAAAUAGAAGAAUAUGUGGACUACUAUGGAGGAGCCGGUGUUCAGCAUAUCGCUUUGAACACCAGCGACAUCAUUAAGGCAAUCGAGAAUCUUCGCGCCAGAGGAAUGCACUUUUUAUCAGUACCGAACACUUACUACGAUCAACUGCGAGAACGCCUGAAGAGCAGCAAGGUCAAGAUUCAGGAGGACAUGGACACACUGCAGAAACUGAACAUUCUGAUCGACUACGAUGAAAAUGGUUAUCUGUUGCAAAUAUUCACCAAAAACAUGCAGGACCGACCAACACUGUUCCUAGAAGUUAUCCAGAGACAUGGGCAUAACGGAUUUGGAGCUGGAAACUUCAAGGCUUUGUUCGAGGCCAUCGAAGCCGACCAGGACAAGCGUGGAAACUUGUAAAACAAUGUGAAUAAUAACGAGACGCGGCAAACUGUAUUCUGCAUUGAGCCAUAAACCAGAGUACACUCAUCUUCAUAAAUCUAUUUCAUAAUUGUUAGUACCGUGAAUGUUACCUUAGAUAUGUAUAGGAUGUAAGUUUUUUUUAUCGUAAACCGUUCUUGUAGCAACUAUAAA
Molecule: messenger RNA, 1685 nt
Organism: Armigeres subalbatus
Lineage: Eukaryota; Metazoa; Arthropoda; Insecta; Diptera; Culicidae
Product: 4-hydroxyphenylpyruvate dioxygenase
Exons: 3
Coding region: 249-1511 (420 amino acids)
Biological process (GO): L-tyrosine catabolic process
Cellular component (GO): Golgi membrane; endoplasmic reticulum membrane
Molecular function (GO): 4-hydroxyphenylpyruvate dioxygenase activity
Source: RefSeq, a predicted model, not a curated record